Messenger RNA from [Candida] anglica, 505 nucleotides. Lineage: Eukaryota; Fungi; Ascomycota; Pichiomycetes; Serinales; Debaryomycetaceae. The record is from the annotation of a GenBank genome assembly.
UAUAUCAGAACUAUAUAAUACAUCAUGGCUGAGACUGUUGACAAGAAAAAGAGAGUCUUCAAGACCUUCUCCUUCAAGGGUGUCGAUUUAAAGGACCUCGUUGCUUUGGACACCGAAGAAUUCUCCAAGUUGUGUGGUGCCAGAGUUAGAAGAAGAUUCUCCAGAGGUUUGGACUCCAAGCCAAUGGGUUUCAUCAAGAAGUUGAGAGCCGCUAAGUUGGCCACUCUUCCAAACGAAAAGCCAGCUAUUGUCAAGACCCACUUGAGAAACAUGAUUAUUGUUCCAGAAAUGAUCGGUUCCGUCGUUGGUGUUUACAACGGUAAGGUUUUCAACACUGUUGAAAUCAAGCCAGAAAUGUGUGGUCACUACUUGGGUGAAUUCUCCAUCACUUACACCCCAGUCAGACACGGUAGAGCCGGUAACGCUUCUUCCAGAUUCAUUCCAUUGAAAUAAGCUUUCUAUGUACUAUGUAUGGUUUAAUCGAAUAUAACAAUAUUGAUAGGAA